Myotis brandtii (Brandt's bat) is the source of this 4724-nucleotide messenger RNA. It is a transcript of the gene ILDR1, whose product is annotated as immunoglobulin-like domain containing receptor 1. Gene Ontology annotation, cellular component: plasma membrane. Gene Ontology annotation, molecular function: high-density lipoprotein particle receptor activity. Bases 47 to 1846 code for a protein of 599 amino acids. The record is from RefSeq and is a predicted model, not a curated record. Lineage: Eukaryota; Metazoa; Chordata; Mammalia; Chiroptera; Vespertilionidae. The transcript has 7 exons.
UUUAAUAUAAUUCUUUAUUAUUGUAGUGUAUGUGUUAUCACUAUCGAUGGACCAUGAGCUCCUUGAUCUUUUUCUUCGCCAUCUUCCCUUUUGUCUGUGCAGUAUCCACCCCACAUUUUCCCGAGGCCAAGUAAGAACUCAGACUCCACCUGUGAGCUCCCAACCAGUCAGGCAGUGUGGUGGUUCAUUUGCAUGGCUUUUCUUUCCCACCAGCCGAAGUAGGUCACCUCCCAGAGAUCUGGUCUCCCUUCAGCAUUGUCUCCUGCUCUUGGCUGCAGGGUGUCUGUCCUUGUUGGUGACCGUCCAGCACACAGAGCGCUAUGUCACCCUGUUUGCCUCUGUCAUCCUCAAAUGUGACUACACCACCUCUGCCCAGCUCCAGGACGUGGUCGUGACGUGGCGCUUCAAGUCCUUCUGCAAGGACCCCAUCUUUGACUACUACUCUGCGUCAUACCAGGCAGCUUUGUCCCUGGGCCAGGACCCUUCCAAUGACUGCAAUGACAGCCAGCGGGAGGUCCGCAUCGUGGCCCAGAGGCGGGGGCAGAAUGAACCUGUGCUGGGGGCGGAUUACCGGCAGCGCAAGAUCACCAUCCAGAACCGAGCAGAUCUGGUGAUUAAUGAAGUGAUGUGGUGGGACCAUGGAGUGUAUUACUGCGCGAUUGAGGCUCCAGGGGACACAUCAGGUGACCCAGAUAAGGAGGUGAAACUCAUUGUCCUGCACUGGCUGACGGUGAUCUUCAUCAUUCUGGGAGCCCUCCUCCUGCUCCUGCUGAUUGGAGUGUGCUGGUGCCAGUGCUGUCCCCAAUAUUGCUGCUGCUACAUCCGCUGCCCCUGCUGUCCCACCCGCUGCUGCUGCCCUGAGGAAGCCCUGGCCCGCCACCGCUACAUGAAGCAGGCUCAGGCCCUAGGCCCUCAGAUGAUGGAAAAACCCCUAUACUGGGGGGCGGACAGGAGCUCUCAGUUUUCAUCUUAUCCAAUGAACCAGCUGCUUCAGCGAGAUUUGUCCCUGCGAUCCAGCCUCCCACAAAUGCCAAUGACCCAGCCCACCAAUCACCCUCCCAUCACUAACGGCGUCCUAGAGUAUUUGGAGAAAGAGCUGCGGAACCUCAACCCAGCCCAGCCCCUACCCCCUAACCUCAAAGCCAUAUCUGGCCAACCCUGCAGUAUGCUGUCCUCCUUGGGCUCUGAGGUCGUGGAACGCAGAAUCAUCCGCCUGCCCCCACUGAGAGACCUGCCAUCUUCUCUGAUGACCAGCAACUCCUCCCACCAGCAUUGGCUCGCUCCAAUUCCCCCUGGAGCCUGGGAUCUGAGGGAGGAGAGGAGGCAGCACCACCACUCUGGUUUCCACCAGGAGCUGCAGGACCGGCAGCCUCGGCGCUGGGCGUUGGAAGGAAGGGAGCUGGACCAGCUUCGGAGUGGAAGGCACCGCAGCUCCAGGCCGAACACAUCAUCCAGGCCCUGGUCAGACAGGGAUAGCCUCAGCGAUGUCCCUUCGUCCAGUGAGGACCGCUGGCGGUUCACGCACCUGCCUCUCAGGAGCCGCUACCCAGACAGACCCCACAGGCCCAGCCCCCGGGAGAGCGUGCACAGGCACCAGAGGCGCAGGCCCCGCAGCUACUCCCCUCCCCUGCCCUCAGGCCUCAGUUCUUGGAGCUCGGAGGAGGAGAAGGAGAGGCAACCCCGGAACUGGGGGGCCCACCGACGCCGCUCCCACUCCCCAAACUGGCCUGAGGAGAAGCCGCCCAGCUACCGCUCACUGGAUGUCAUCCCAGGCAAGAAUGGCAGGAAAAAAGGGAAUGUGGAGAGGCGCUCGCUUCCUUUAUCAUCCAGAUAUACACACCAAUAAUCCAGAUGUACCCCCAAGCAACCUAUAUUUUUUAUUAUGAACUUACCGGUGAGAGGCAGAGAUUUCACGGAAGGUCAUUUUAAAAGCCUUCAUUGUUUUGGAUGCCUCUGAGUUUAUCUCCCAAAGAGCUAUCACUUUACUUUAAUCACCUCCCACUGUCCACUCAUAGUCUGAAUGAUCAGAGGCCCAGGACCGAAACUUGAUUUGGAAGAUUGGUUGGUCUAAAGGGCACAGUGUUUUGAAUGUAACUUGAAUUUUGAAUGCCUUUAGUGGGACCAAAGUCUGUUUCUUUUCUCCUCUGCUCAGUGGGGCUGGAUGCUUUCCACACACCUCCCCGGCCUCUGAAGUCUUUGGAGCUUGCAGCUAACUUCAGAAGUUAUAAUACAAUUGGGCCACUAGAUGGUGAUCUUUGAUUAUGUAUAACGUGGAGGUUUGUUUACUCCUUGAGUUGAUAAGAUUUAUUACUGUUUUUUCAAACCAAGCUUUCAACAGUUAUCUUUCACCAUAACUUUUUUACAAAAUACUUAUUAAAAAUACUUCGUUAAUAUUUGGAGCAAUAUAAAUUUUUAAAAAUCUUUUGGUGCACAUGGAAUCUUCUCUCUCAAGAAUAAUGUGUAACAAGUAGAUACCAACAGACAAGGGUUUUCAUGUACAUGAUCACAUGGGAAUGCAAAACAGGUAAGAACCAUUCUCUGCACAGUGUCCAAGAGAAAAGGGAAGUUCUGUUGAGGAAUCUCCCACUUGACACCAGAACUAGGGCACUAGCUGAGAUCUCGUUUUAGGUCUGCUGAUCUUUUUACUCCACCAAAGGCUGCAACCUCAGAAAUAUGAGAAGCAACAGUGACACAGAGCUUUAAAACCCACUGGUUUCAGACUGAGUGGCCCCUAGGCUCUGGUCUCCUUCAAACUGAUUAUCAUUCUUUUCUAUCCACCCUAUCAGAAAGCCACUUCCGGUUUGUUCCGAACUUGGCCUGUACGUACUCAUUCUAAAACCUGUUCUAAGAGAAAACUAAUGCAUCCUUUCCUCUCUAAGCUAAACUCAAACUUUCUAUAGAGAAUCCAGGAUUGUUUUUUUUUUGACUCUUUGACUUAAUGAAAAAAAACACCACUUUUUUUAGAGCAGGAUAUUUCAUCUUCUCCUUACAAGGAAUGUCUAUUCCUUGAUAAUGUCUAGAUUUUUCUAUAGCAAACCCUGGAAAAGUUCCCUUUGUGCCACUUUGUUGCUUUCCUUUGUGUCAGAGAGCAUUCAUCCCAUAGCUUUUUAAUUAGAAACCACGUGCCUAAAACUCACUUUUCUGACAAACUGGAAACACAAAAUUUCUAAGAGUAGCAACAUACAUAAACAAUGCAUUUUGAACAAUAUAUUUUGGGACAGAUACCGUAUCUUGCCAUUUCAAAUAAGAUAAGAAAGGUAACAUUCAUGUACUACAGCUGUAAAUACUCAAAACCUAGAUAAAACAAUCCCCUACCAUACAAAGUUAGAGAAAGAUGAGGAAUGUAAACCAUCGUCCUUGACCUUAUAGAGCAAGUUGAAAAAGACAAAAGACCAAGAGAAGUUGUGUCUGAAGAAAAGCCGCUGAGUUUGGUCAGGAAGAGGUAAUUAGUUGAUCUUUGAAAAAUAACUUCAGAGAAAUACUAAAAUAUGAAGCUAAACUUUUUAGACAAGGGUUGAGAAUAGUUCAGGAGUAUAUACAUAAGAAAGGGAGACCGGGCCAUGUCAUCAUGAACGAAUGGGGGAGAGACUGAUGAAUGGAACAAGGUACCUUUUUUCUUCAGUCUAAGGGAGGCUUGAAGAUGUUAAACAUAAAAAAGGUAGAGUGAAUGAGACUUCAAGAAAUUUUCAGAAAUUAAAGAUGUUUGGGGAGGCUCAAGAGAGGUAGGAAAGAAGAGAAACCUAACCCAGGAAGAAAGUCUGGCUUCAUGAAGAGUUACAUAUUUUUUGGAUUCAGAUCUGCUGUCCCAGCAGCCGCCACUCACCUAGAUUUUCACCUAAAUCAAAACCACCUUGUGUAUUGUAUGCAUAGAAAACAAAACCCAGCUGAGUGGGUCUUUCUGUUCUAUUCCUCAGGAGAAAGACAGCUCCCAUAGUGGAAGGAGUGUGGUCAUUUAGUCACCGGACGCGGCACUACUUCUGUGGUGACUCUCGGCUCCUGCACAUCAUCGGUAUCACCUACACUUCCAGGUGACUUGGGAAGGACACUGCAAGUCUGUAUCUUACAAAUUUUGGCUUAAAUUCUGAGAAUCAAAUAGAAGAAUUUUAAAAGCAAGAGUUUUAGGAAUUAAUGACUUAGUUUCAGACUUGGUUCACACUCUCUGAAUAUUUAGACAGUCUCUGACUUGUAAUGGGCCCAAGUGAGAUGUGAUUCCUCAAGAACUUAAUUGCCUGAGCCCUCAACUAGGUUACACUACUCAGAACCAUGGCCAUUCUCAAAGUGAGAACUCAGGAAUCUUUAAGAAAAAAGUCAAACGUUUCAGGAGCAGGAAAUCUAUGGAGUACAAUAGGAUAAUUUCCAUGGGCACUUCUCUCACUCUGUAGCAUAUCUAGAGGGUCCCUCCCGCCUUGCUGCCCCCGUGCCUGGUCCCAAGUGCCCAUGAGGGCCCAGUAAGAGAUGGCACAGGGAAUACUCCCAACAGUGUGCUCUCUUAUGAGCCAUUUAUUCCAAGUGUAGCAGAGAAGCAGUUUUGUACCAGCUUGUUUUCCUUUUGUUCAUUUUAUGUUUUUGCUUAUAUCUAAUUUAUAUUUUUGUAUAUGGUAUGUAGCCAUUAAAAUUGCUUUAAAUGUUUCUUGGGAACAACAGAGUAUAUAAAUAAGAAGGAAAUAAAGAUGUACUGGCGUGAGGAUUCUGCCCCAAAUAAAUACCUACUUUGGUGCAUUUGA